AUGCAAUACUUCAUUGUUGCCGCACUUCUUGUUGCCUGCGUUUUCGCCCAGUAUCAAUAUCAACAACAGCAACCAUCAUCCAAUCAGCAGUAUUACAAGUACGUGAUAACUUAACCGAGAAGCCUUUUCUUACGUGACAUGGCCUUCAAUAUGAUAUAAUUUAUAGUAACCAAUACCAAACUACGACUAGAGGCUACAACCAGAACCAGCUGUACAACUCGAACACCAACCAACAAUACGCCAACACCCAAUCGCAGUACGGUAACAACCAAUACGGAACCACCACUCCACGAUACACCAGCCAAGCCCUGUACGGAACCACUUCCUCGGGAAGACAAUUCGAUCAGGCAGGCAACCAACAGUUUUUUAACUCUGUCGGCAAAACCACCGCUGUCCUUUCGUUCAUUGGAGUCACAGCUUUUGCCCUUCUCUAA
Molecule: messenger RNA, 434 nt
Organism: Caenorhabditis sp. 36 PRJEB53466
Lineage: Eukaryota; Metazoa; Nematoda; Chromadorea; Rhabditida; Rhabditidae
Source: the annotation of a GenBank genome assembly